Molecule: messenger RNA, 675 nt
Organism: Gigantopelta aegis
Lineage: Eukaryota; Metazoa; Mollusca; Gastropoda; Neomphalida; Peltospiridae
Product: perlucin-like
Exons: 3
Coding region: 1-675 (224 amino acids)
Source: RefSeq, a predicted model, not a curated record
AUGCAUAUCUCUUUCAGCUGUGAUGCCGACUUCAAACAGUCCAACUGGAUCAAAAAUGUUUCGUUUGAUGACGUCACAAUCACAGACAACGUCAUAGUCUCUCUGAGUGAUGUCAGAACGAAAGUGACAUGUGCACGGGAAUGUCAACAACACCGUUACUGUGUUUCGUUUUCCUACAACAACGAUCACACGUGCCGUCUGCAUUCUGUGAAAUUUGCGAACGCCAGUUAUCUCUCUUCGUUAGGAUGGCGUUACUACUAUUCCGAUCCAGGCGACUGUCCAGUCGAAGAUGGCUAUAUGCAGAUUGACAGCCUGAACUUAUGUAUUAAGGUGUCUACGGACAGGAAAUCGUUCGAUGAAGCACGUGAAAUUUGCAGACAGUCAUAUGCCAGACUGAUUGUGUUAGACACGGAUGAGAAACAUUCAGCUGUCAGUAACUAUAUCACGGCAGGCCCAGACGUCUACUACAUUGGCCUGAGCGACGUGGUCACCAAGGGCGUGUUCGUGUGGGAGGACGGGGAGACCGCUGUGUUCACGGCAUGGGAUGACGGGGAACCGAACAACGCCGGUGGCGGUGAGGACUGCGUGCUCCUGACAGUGACACUGUGGAAGAGCGUGUGGUUCGACAUCUCCUGCAACGCCAAAUACAACUAUAUCUGCGAAAAACAGCCAUAG